Molecule: messenger RNA, 902 nt
Organism: Musa acuminata AAA Group (dessert banana)
Lineage: Eukaryota; Viridiplantae; Streptophyta; Magnoliopsida; Zingiberales; Musaceae
Exons: 1
Coding region: 19-456 (145 amino acids)
Source: RefSeq, a predicted model, not a curated record
UGCGUCAAAGCCUACACGAUGUGUUGCGUUGGUUGGCUUUUGAACGAGGAGGAUAUGGCUGAAACGAAGACGGAGAGGGAGGCCGAGUCGCACAUGAAGAGCAGAGGCCUGUCGAGGUGCCCCAGGAUUAUGGUGGAGAAGAGCCUCAGGGCCGCGGAAGCCGUCGAGCAAGCUCGGGACGACGACAACGGAGUCGUCCGCGUCAAGAUCGUCGUCACCAAGAGGCAGCUGAGGCAGAUGGUGGCGUCGAUGGGCCAAGGCCCGUGCAACGCCGCCGGUCCCCAGGCCGCAACGGCGGCGGUGGCGUCGGCGUCGAACCUGGAGCUGCUGCUGCACGUCCUCCGUCGACGGCAUAUGAAGCGAGCCGAGACGGGGAAGGGGAAGGGGAAGCGGCACGGCGGCGGGCGGUGGCGGCCGGCGCUCAAGAGCAUUCCUGAGGACAUCAUUCAAGACUAAUCGAAAGCCCUUCCUCGUCUUGUUCGUGAGCUUGAUCUAUACAUGUAUAGCUGUUUGAUUUCUGCUGCUUUCUUUAGCUUUACGGACCAGCGGCGGCCAUUCUGACCAUUGCUGUUGCGCGUUUACUUCAUGUAAAAGAAUAUUUUACUAAUACAUCAUAAAGAAAGAAAGAAAGAAAGAAAGAAAGAAAGAAAGAACAUAAAAAGGAUCAUUGGAUCGGGAGGAACAUAAUGAGUGAGUACAUAAGACACACAAGAAAUAUCGCGGAUGGAUGUCUGAUAGAGUUGAUCGUCGACAGGAAGGGGACAGCUUGCAGACGGAGGUGAGAUGCGAGAGAGUGCCGAAUGGGGGAGAAAUUCUUGGGCGGAUCCAUCACAUCGAUUAUCGGAUCAUUUCAAUCAAAAUAUAGAAAGUCAACCAUCUCUGAUCUUUUCUUUUGAAUUUUU